AUGGAAUGCAAAGGGUUAGGGCAGUUGAUUGCAAAUUACGCAGUGGCCUUGUAUUUUACAUUAUGUAUUUUGGACAGAAUUAGUGGACAGAUACAUUACAUAAUUUCCGAAGAAUUAAAUCGCGGCUCUGUAGUCGGGAAUGUAGCUAAAGAUCUGGGAUUACAGUUGCAGAGUAUUUCUGGUCGAAACCCAAGGAUCGUUUCCAAGUCGAAGAAGGACCAUUUCAGCAUAAACUCAAAAGAUGGUAUUCUAAUUGUUGCAGACAAAACAGACAGAGAAGAGCUAUGCACUCACCGUUCUUCGUGCUUCCUACAUCUUCAGCUGAUACUGGAAAACCCAUUGGAAGUACAUAGUGUGAAAGUAGAGAUACUGGACAUAAAUGACAAUCCGCCACGAUUUCCUGCUGAGCAUUUCGCAAUGGAAAUCAUGGAGGGAGCAACCAUGGUGGGCGCCCGUUAUGAAUUAGAAGGGGCGCAAGAUCCUGACAUCGGGGUGAAUUCUUUAUCAAACUAUUGGCUUACACCAAGUGAAUAUUUUGUUCUGAGAGUGAAAACCUCUGAUGAUGGUAUUAAAGUACCGGAGAUCGUGUUGCAGAAAGCUCUGGACAGGGAACAGCAGUCGGUGCAUCAUUUAAUCUUAACAGCUGUAGAUGGUGGAAAUCCUGCGCUAUCGGGUACAGUAAAUAUUACAGUUAUAGUAUUUGAUUUUAACGAUAAUGCACCUAAAUUUAAUCAAUCGUCUUAUAAUGUGAGACUUAAAGAAAACUCUCCAAUAGGAACUGUUGUGAUCCAACUGAAAGCCACAGAUCCAGAUGAAGGUGUCAAUGGAGAAAUAGAGUAUUCAUUUAGAAGGGGUCGCAUUUCGGGUAACGUUAAUCAAGUCUUUAGUAUAGACCCUCACACAGGAGAGAUCAGGACAAGUGAUGUCUUGGAUUUUGAAGACGUUGGACAGUAUACUAUUCAAGUAAAGGCAAAAGACCGGGGUACACCAACUGCGGAAGAAUAUUGUACUGUCAAUGUAGAAAUUAUUGAUGUAAAUGACAACGCCCCCGAAGUGAUCUUAAACUCUUUAGCCAACUCCAUAAAGGAAGAUGCUCUUCCAGGCACUGUUGUUGCUUUAAUCAGUGUUAGUGAUAAUGAUUAUGGAGAAAAUGGGCGUGUCCAUCUUCAGAUACCACCUGACAUUCCGUUCAAACUUGUGCCAUCCCUUGAAGAUCACUACACACUGAUAACACAGGAUUUUCUGGACCGUGAGGCCAAUCCUCAAUAUAAUAUUACGGUAAAGGCUACUGAUUUGGGGUCUCCUCCUUUAUCCGCCCAACGAAUGAUUUCUAUUAAUAUUUCUGAUGUAAAUGACAAUUCACCUCGUUUUUCACAGUCUUCAUAUACCACCCACGUACAGGAAAACAAUCAUCCAGGAUUAUUUCUUUGUUCCGUGAUUGCUUCUGACCCCGACGAUGGCAAAAACUCAAAGCUUUCUUAUUCAAUCAGAAACCAAAAAAUUGGAGAGCUACCCGUUUCCUCAUAUUUUUACAUCAACCCCGAAAAUGGCUCACUCUAUAGUGCUCGUUCCUUUAAUUAUGAGGAAGUCCACUAUUUUCAACUACAAAUCCAGGCUGAGGACAUGGGUAGUCCUCCACUGAGAACCAAUGUGACGGUUGACAUAUUCAUCAUUGACCAAAAUGACAAUGCUCCACAAAUUGUUUAUCCCAAAGCGGUACAGGGCAGUACAAUCCAGCAAACAAUUCCUCGUUCUGCACAAGUGGGUUACUUAGUGACCAAGAUAGUAGGGAUUGAUGAAGACAGGGGUUAUAACGCAUGGCUCUCAUACAAGCUUCAACCAUCUCAAGAUGUUGAUGAGUUCCUUAUAGCACCCUAUACAGGAGAAAUCCGCACAGCUAAGGUCUUACAGGAUUCAGGAGAGUCAACAAAAAAUGUCGUUGUUGAGGUGAAAGACAGUGGGAAGCCAGCCCUUUCUACUUCUGUUACUCUGCUUCUAUUUUUGGAAGAUAACUCAGAAGGAUUUUCGGGCUAUAAGGAUAUCCCUGUUGUUUCCUCUAGUUCGUCAAAUUUAACGUUGUAUCUCAUAAUAUCGUUGAUAGUAAGUUCGUUUGUUUUAUUUCUAACUUUUGCAGCUCUUGCUGUUAACUGUCUGAGAAAGAGAAAAGGUGACACGUUAUGUUCUGCAGAUCUUUGCUGUUGCUACACAGAGCAGAACUUGGAUACUAAGUAUCCAUAUGACUACUGUGCUGGAAGCCUGAGGGUACAACUGAAUUCUGAUGGCCCUUUGAAAUAUGUAGAGGUGCGUCCAAGUGGGAUGAUAUCCCAGCCAGGACAAUCAAGAUCAUGUUUACCUCCAGUGGUAGAUGGGGAAGAGUUUCUUUUUCUCAAACCUACCACUAAUGCGGAUACCUUCUCUUCAAGUACAAGUAAUCCUACCGAUUCUGCUAACAUGGAAAAAAUAGAGCUUCCUGAAGAGGCUUACGUCAGUGCCUGUCCAAAUCACGUUUACGGACGAUCUUCUUUUGUUAAAGUUUUACAAGGAAAGUGUGACAAAACAGGUAACCGGACAGGACUGAGGAAGGACUCCAUAAUCUAA
This is a messenger RNA of Protopterus annectens (West African lungfish), 2598 nucleotides long. RefSeq names its product protocadherin gamma-C5-like. NCBI's taxonomy places the organism in Eukaryota, Metazoa, Chordata, Ceratodontiformes, Protopteridae. The transcript has 2 exons. Bases 1 to 2598 code for a protein of 865 amino acids. Gene Ontology annotation, molecular function: calcium ion binding. The record is from RefSeq and is a predicted model, not a curated record. Gene Ontology annotation, cellular component: plasma membrane. Gene Ontology annotation, biological process: homophilic cell-cell adhesion.